This is a messenger RNA of Vitis vinifera (wine grape), 973 nucleotides long. RefSeq names its product VQ motif-containing protein 20. Gene Ontology annotation, cellular component: nucleus. NCBI's taxonomy places the organism in Eukaryota, Viridiplantae, Streptophyta, Magnoliopsida, Vitales, Vitaceae. The record is from RefSeq and is a predicted model, not a curated record. The coding region runs from base 169 to 615 and encodes 148 amino acids. The transcript has 2 exons.
UACUUUUCUAUAUAUCCCUCUCUUUUCCUCUUUCGCUCUCUCAAUCUCUCCAUCUUCUCCUUUUCUCUCUCUCGAUUUAUUACAGAUCCUUAAUUGCUUCUUCUUUUUUUUCUCUCUCUCUCUUUGGUAUCUUUGUGUCUUGCUUUGUAGGAAUUAAGGAAAGGAAUCAUGAGUCCCACAAAGUUUCAUGAUGAGCAACAGCCGAGGAAGGAGAUCAAUGGUCCACGUCCAUCUCCAUUGAAGAUCAACAAGGAUUCUCAUUCCAUUAACAAACCAUCAUCCACUUUAUCCUUCUCUAAGCCACCUGCGGCGAAGCAUCAGCAGCGACAUCCCGUAAUCAUAUACACACAUUCACCCAAGAUCAUCCACACGCAAGCUCGUGAUUUUAUGGCCUUGGUGCAGAAGCUCACGGGUCUGUCUUCGUCCUCCGAUAGUGUUCAGAAUAAUGCACCAGCCCAACCGCAGGAGGCUGUCAAGGCUUCCUCAAGGGAUGAUAACGAGUCGUCUUCGGUUCUUACUGAUGACCAUUGCGGUGGUGCUGGUGAUGCUCAGAUAUCCCGAUCCGGCUUUCAGCUCCCCAAACAUGGCCAAUUCAAUCUCACCUUCUGUUUUUGAGUUCAUGAAAGGACUCCCAGAAUAUUGAGAUGAAGUGAUUUGUGUUUUCGGGAACUGAUUCCCCCAUUCACUUCUCUCCAUUUGAUUGACAAUUCAUUUCUUGUUCAUAGGUUGUUUUUCCUUUUCCAUUUUGUUGGUCAGUCUUCUCCUGUGUCCAAUGUUAAUUGAAGAGAUCAGUUGUUCAGAAUUAUUUGUGACUUACAAUAAUUUAAUUCAUUCUUUGGCCGUCCAUGAAAGAUUGAUCUCUCCGGAUCGGUAUGCCAUUUUUUUUUUUUAAUUCUCUGUAAAGAGUGCAGUACCAUAUACGGCGGUUCUUCACUCUCUUUGUCUUUGCUAACAAUAUUUACAUAUUCUUUCA